This is a messenger RNA of Cricetulus griseus (Chinese hamster), 353 nucleotides long. RefSeq names its product centrosomal protein 135 (gene Cep135). NCBI's taxonomy places the organism in Eukaryota, Metazoa, Chordata, Mammalia, Rodentia, Cricetidae. The record is from RefSeq and is marked provisional.
GAGAGCGAACAAUCCAAGAGAUGCGCCGACAUGGUCUUCCCACAUCGCCUCUGAGUUCUACUCUGAAAUCUCCUAUACAGUCUCCUGAACAUAUUAAUACAUCGUUAUCAGGAAGAUGAUGGUUUUCAGUGAGUUCCCACAUGGAUCUUUAUAAGAGCACAAGAGUAAUGAAAUAUUUGAAGUACUUGUUCCUGCGAAUCAUGAACAUUGACACAAAUUCUACCUCUGUCAACCUUUAUUUAAAUCAGUGGAUAUUUAUAUAAAAAUGUUUAGUUUAAAAGAGCCCUACAUGUAUAUUUUCAUAUAUGUGAAAAAACAAAAUAUGUAUUAAUAAUAGUGCUUAACUGAUGUAA